Messenger RNA from Chelonia mydas (Green sea turtle), 3908 nucleotides. RefSeq names its product proline rich 18 (gene PRR18). The transcript has a single exon. The record is from RefSeq and is a predicted model, not a curated record. The coding region runs from base 2162 to 2866 and encodes 234 amino acids. NCBI's taxonomy places the organism in Eukaryota, Metazoa, Chordata, Testudines, Cheloniidae.
UCAGGUACACUAAUGAAUAUUAAAAAAAUUAUUCAAAGAAUGUUGUAAUAAGGAAUCUCUAAGAACCAGCUGCUACAAUUUUUGCUCCAAUCACUUGUAAAUGGUAGUAAUUAAUCUCCAGCUGAUUAAAUCAACAUAUAUUUAAUCGCUCAUUUUAGUAGUUACAUGGCCAAAUUGUAUUUAUCCUCCCAGCACUCCUGUGAGGUAGGGAAGUACUACUGUCCUCAUUGUAUGGGGAACAGAGGCACAUACUGAGCAAGUGACUUGUCCAUAGCCCCACAGGAAAUCUGUGGUGAAGCAGGGAAUCCUAGGUCUCCCAAAUCUCAGCCUAACAACUGGGUCAUCCUUACUCUGCUGCUUUUAACAUCUUAUCUGAUUUGGCUUUAACAAUUGUGUCCUUGUUUCCACAUUUUCCUCAAUUAGAAUACCAUGUUCUGAAACAUUAUCUUUGUUUUUGAGCCAUAUGAUUGCCCUUUGCAAACUGUCCUGCAAAAUAUUUCUCUGGAGUGGUUGCCCACAUUCAAUCACUAGCUGUUGUGGACUGUAUUCUUAUAACAAUAUGAUAUAGCUACUUUGUUGGCCUGCUUGAAAGAAUAACUUCAAUUAUCUUCCACUGUUGCUCUGACUACUUUUCUUUCUACACUCUGGGUGAUUUCAUCCAUGCUCUUGGUGAGUGUUACCUAACCAUUGCUCUCUGCUGCAAACUAAUGUAGUCCUCCAUCCCAACCAGUCUUACAUCUCAGCCUGUCUUACUGAUAUCUUCUCCUAGCUGUUCUACUAAAUCCUCUCACUAAUCUAACUUCUCAUUUUUCCUCCUAGGUUCUCUCUUCCCUUAUCACUGCUGACAAUUUCACUGUCCUCCCUAUCAUUCAUGUUUGCAAGCUGUUUUAUGUACCUUUUUAAACUGGUCCCAUGGUCAGAGUAAGGGGAAGGUUAUAUUGGUUUCUGUUCUUACCCAUCCAUUCAGUUGGGUGGACUUUAAUAUUGGAAUUAUUGUGGGAAAGCUAAUACAAAAAUGAGUAAUACUUUGUUGUAAAAGCAGUGUGGUGAGUUAUCACUUUUUUGGGUGGGAGACUGUCUCUCCAAAACCUCAUUUUGAUUGCCUGGGUGAGCCUUUUGAUGUUACAGCGGUCCAGCAGCUCCUAACAGCGACCAUCCAACUGAGGAACAGCAGCUCCCUCCUUCUACCAUACUCAACUGGUAGAGGUUAAGUCUAGGAACAAGACAAAGCUAAGAGAUUAGGAAAGAGGGGGGAGCUUAAGAGAUUGGUGCCUAUGGUGAGGAGCGUGUGAAUGAAGGGUGAGGGGCUGAAACAGUAACAAAACUUCCACUAUGCCACCUUAUUUCAGAAUAAAUUUAUGGCCUGUGUAGGUCUCUUUAAAUUCACCUGUGAAUGUAAAAAGGAAUUGGUAUCUGUUGACUAUUUCACUACAUUUUAGUAGAGAAGGUGAACCGGUAAAUCAUAAAUAGCUGUUGCAAGGGGAAGGAGCGUAUGUAGUGGACAGCAAAAAGCGAAAGUGACCCUCUGAAUAGAUAAGGGAAGCAUUUAUAUUUUCUACAUUUGAAUAUAUUUAAUGUUCUUUUUUAAUAGUGUAUUAGGAACAAAUUAUUACAAUAAAUACAUAUUUUAAGUGACUUCUUUAAAAAUGUAAAAAGCAGUAACCCCCCUUCUGCAAGGGGUACAGUAUGCCAUCGUACUAGCUUUUAAAACACAUCCUGAAAUCCUCUGUCCUAAUAUUUUCCAGAUGUAAAUGGCACAGUCUCGCUCAAACUGUGCUUACAGCUCUUGCCAACGUUUUGCUCUACCUCUUCCUCCUCACAGCCAGUCUUGCCUCUUCUAUUAAUACUUAAAAAAAAAUCACGCCCCUCCUUUCCAUCAUGGCUCAAACACGCGGAGGGAGUGCUCCGCAGCCCCCCGCCGUGAGUGCUUCCCCCGCCCCUGAGCCCCGCCUCCUGCUCAGCCCCGCCGCUGCGUGUGUGUCUCAUUCAUCGGGAGCCAGCCACGGAGCCCGGCGGUCUCAGCACCGUCGCGCUCUCCCAUGGAGCUGCAGCCUGGGCACGCAGCCGGGACCGACCCGUCCGCGGGGGAUGCUCGGCCCUGCCCGGGGUACCAUCAGCCCUGAGCCGCUGUGAGGAGCAGAGGGGGUCACCGGGCACCACCAUGUCCCUGCCGCCCAUCCUGCCUCCUCCUGCCCCGGCCGCUCUCCCCGCCGCCCCCCGAGCGCAGCCCCGGAGGCCGGCGGCCCCCAGGAAGGCAGCGCCGCCGCCGGCCGCCGAGGAGAAGCCGCUGAGGAAGCCGCGGGGGGCGCCCCCGGAGCGGGCCGGUCCCUUCCCCAGCUCCUGGCCUUGCGCCUCCCUGCAGAGGCAGCAACCGCGGAGGCCGGCCCCGGCCCCGCCCCAGCCCCGCGGCCGCUCCUGCGAGAGCCUGUGCGCGGAGGCGGGGGCUGGAGAGGCCGCUCUGCGCUUCUCGCUCAGCCUCCCCCCCGAAGCGGCCCUGGUGCUGCAGCGCCGCAGCCUGGAGAAGCAGCGGGGGCGGCCGAGCCCCUCCGCCGGCCCCGAGCGCCUCCUGCCGGGCUCCCGGAGCAAGGCGGCCCCGGCGGCGGCGGCGGGGGGCUCGGCGCGGAGGGGGGCCCGGGCCGGGCCGGGUUCGGGCCCGGGGGACUUGCGCGCCCUGCUGAAGAUCUCGCUGCUGAACGAGCGGCACCGCUACGACGACGUGGAGUACGAGGAGGAGGCGGCGCCGGGGGCCGCGGCGGACGAGGGGCUGGUGCGCAAGUGCACCGAGUGGCUGCGCGGGGUGGAGAGCGCGGCCGGCCGGGACCGGGCCGACAAGCUGGAGACCCUGCCCCACCUGGGGGCGCUCUGAGGCUUGGGGGGAGUGCCCUGCCCGCCCCGCCAAACACCCCCUGUCCCGCCGCACGCCCCCGGGGAGCGCUCAGCCCCCGCCCCUCCUCGCAGCAAUAGCCGGGGGGCUCCCCGUGUGAUGUGCCGGGGAGCGGGGUUCUUCUUCGCUCAUCAUGAACCCCCCCGGGAAGCUGGACAGCACCGUGUCCUGCUCCGAAGCCACCUGACGUCUUCGUCUCCCCAGACUCAGAGCCACGGAAAGCGGAGUUUUAGUGCCAGGUUUAACCGCCCGCCCUGCUGCUAUCCCCGCCUGAGGAAACUGACUUGCGCUUUGAUCCGCUGGAGGCUGGCGGCCGUUCCAGGCGCUACAUAAAUGGGGGGGAAAUGUAUUUAUAGCUACUGUGUCCUGUGCAUUUUCAUUCACAUCUUGUGGGGAGAGAAAAAAGGGGGCUGACUAAUCAGUGUUGGAUAGAUGCUUCUGAUCCGGCUGGGCUGCUGGAUGCUUUUUAUCUGAAAUCAGGAGUUUCUAAUGGAUGAUGGACAGGACGGGGAGGUUAAAAUGUGCACGUUGGGGGUGUUUGAAUGUGAUCAAAUGUGAGCAGAAACCAAGACAAACGUUCUCGGCUAGUUAACUUACUGUAAGGCAACAGGUGCUUCAUCUGCUGUAUUUACUUCAGUGUGUGUUGUAGCAAAAGCUGACUCCUGACAUUUGCAGGAAUUGUUUAUGAUCUCUGGGUCUGGGUAGGGAGAGGAAGGUGGGAGAAACUUGUUUAAACUGUGGAGCCUUUAUCAGAAAUUAUCACAAAAGUGUCUUUGUGUUAAACAACAAAAGGCAGUCAAGCAAAAAAGGAAAACAAAACCUCUGUGCAAUACAGGGCCUCAAGACAAAGUGUUCAGUUACUGAAGGAUAAAUGUAUUGAUUUCCUUUUGAAAAGAAACUACUUUGUAAAUAGAGGAAGGGUACACUGAUUUUGUCUAUUUGUACAUAAAGGAACAUUUUUAUUUAUUUGAAUAAACGAUUAAAGCCUUUUGUGUUGCAACAGCAGCACCUUUGUAACUGUGAA